Fimicolochytrium jonesii is the source of this 552-nucleotide messenger RNA. RefSeq names its product Endonuclease/exonuclease/phosphatase. The record is from RefSeq and is a predicted model, not a curated record. The annotation marks the transcript as partial. Gene Ontology annotation, biological process: base-excision repair. Gene Ontology annotation, molecular function: double-stranded DNA 3'-5' DNA exonuclease activity; phosphoric diester hydrolase activity; DNA-(apurinic or apyrimidinic site) endonuclease activity. NCBI's taxonomy places the organism in Eukaryota, Fungi, Chytridiomycota, Chytridiomycetes, Spizellomycetales, Powellomycetaceae. The transcript has a single exon.
ACGGUCACCACCACGUUACCCAUCUCCAACAAUGACGAUGUCGAAGGCCGCGUGCUCGUUGUGGAGUUGGAUACCGUCUCCAUCAUCAACGUCUACUACCCGAAUGGUGGGCUUGGCGAUACGGAUCAGCAGCAACAGGCGCUCCUGACCAAGUGCGACAUGCACACCGCUCUUCUUCCGAUCGCUAAACGCGCCCAGCAAGCCCGCAAGCAUGUCGUCUUUGCUGGCGACUUCAACAUCGCUCAAGAAGAUCGCGAUAUCCAUCCGUCGGUCCUCCCGCUCAUGAAGACUGGCGUCACUGAUGCGGAGCGUACGCUGCUCAGCAAUCUUGCUUCCCACGACUUCGUCGAUACUUGGCGCUCAUGCCACCCCCACGACAUCAGCUUCACUACCUGGUGGAUCGGCAAGCACGCUCGCGCCAACAACAUCGGUUUGCGACUUGAUUACAUCUUCUUGGGCCUUCCACCGGAGUCCGGCUAUCCCCCACGCAUUUCAUGCACGAUCCUUGCCGAUCUCCAAGGUUCCGACCAUGUUCCGCUCCUGCUCAACGUC